GCGCCUGAUUUGUCUCCGUGUUUGUCGUUUCAAACCUUUCUUCCUGCAUUUCAUGUCUUCUGUCGUUAUAACCAAUAGUAUACACAGAUCUAAAAGUUCGUUUUACUUACAAAUCAGAUAUGCAUAUCAAGAAGAGACUUCGCCGCUACAUAAGUAACAUUAUAAGCUUUACUAAUUCCCACACUCGAAACACGCUUCGUGAUCGAUCUGCUGAUUUUUAUGCAAAUGAAGUUACAGAUGAAUUGGUUGAUCUCAUGCGUAAAGUUUGGCUUCCGAUUGUUGGUCCUGGUUAUGAAAUCAUAGUUUUACAUAUUCAUAAAUCUCGCGGAACAUCAAACUUGGGCAUAAGCAUUGAAGGUGUGACCUAUGUGGCAGAACCAGAUUUCGAUCAUGAGAAUUUAUCAUCUACAACGGUUACAACUAAUAGUCAAAUCGAAGAUAAAUCUAAUUCAAGUAGUAAACUGUUACCAAAUGGUAUGGCAAAAUCUGCUCAUUCAAAUGAUAUCAAGUAUAGUGAUAUGCCAUCACGUCAUUUCGUCCAAUAUAUUGUACCUGAUGGUCUGGUCGGUAGUUUGGGUGUUGUGCAAAAGGGUGAUGAGUUACUUCAGGCUAAUGGUCAUCGUAUACAUGGUACAACGCAUACUAGUACUCUUCGUUAUUUGCGCAAUUUACCAUCACGCAUUGAAUUAGUCUUUGCUCGUAGAAAAUCUACAUAUGAGAAUGGAGGUGAUGACGUGUUUAGUAUUACGGGCGGUAAGGAUCAGUUGAUUGAUGUUGCAGGGGAAUCACUACUUGAAGUAGCUGCUAGUGAAAUCGGUUCUGUAGAUACUGGUUCAUCUAUGAGAAUAGUGAAUGCUUACGAUAAUGUUGAUCGGUCAAUUUAUUCUAGUCCAGUAUCGCCGGCUACGGCCCAUAAACGUGUCACCGAAUGGAUUCGAAAAUCUCAAGGAGAUUUAAGUGCGACUAUUGACUAUUCAUCUUCACCUGAAUCUUCUGUAACUAAACAAACUAAUAAUAAAUCAGAAAGAUUCAAUUAUUGUGAUUUAAAACACCCCCUCAAUAAUUAUGUUAAUCCGAAUUACACUAGUAAAUUACAACAGCAGUAUCCAGUAAAUACAAUGAAAAACAAUCGUAAAUAUUCAUUACCCAGUACAAUGCAGCGGUCAGAAACACAAAUACAUUCUAGGACUUUAGGGCGUUUACCAAUAUCAAGAUCUGGUAAAGUGUGUAUGGAAAAACAAUCUACUGAACAACACGAUCAUCGCCGUUGUCAAACUCUACCACAUUAUCAUCAUAAUCGGCCAAAUCGUAUUGACCCUCGUUAUGGUUUUAAACGACCAUGUUGGUCAUCAGUGCCCUUAAUUAUUCAACUGAAUAAAACAACUCAUGGUUUUGGAUUUAGUAUAGCUGAAUAUGAGGAACUACCUGUUACUGACUUAGAAGGCAAUACACUCCGUAAAGCUUAUUCACUUGAUAGAAGGAGUUCUAAUAUUAUUGGAUCUGAUCGUCGAUCAUUUCAUUCCUAUCAUUCUACCGGUUCUACCAUUGCAUCAUUAUCAUCGUUACCUGGUAAGAAUUCCAAAUCUUCCAGUAGAUUGAAACGAAGAUCUACGUGGUCUAGUCGCUCCAAAUCACACGGUAUCUUAUUAGUUGACAGUUUAACUCCAGGUGGUAUUGCACAGUUGGAUGGACGUAUAUCAAUCGGCGACAGGCUCUUAUUUGUUAAUGAUAAAAAUUUAAUGAAAUCUAGUGUAUCUGAGGCCGCUACUACACUAAAGUCCCUUCCUAAUGGACCAUGUUUAAUUGGUAUUGCAAAAAUGCAGUUAGAAUCAAAUGAAACAGAUGACAUUCAUGAAAAAAGCCAACAACAAUUACUACUGCCAUACCCUGUUGUCUCUUCUAGACCUUCUGUGAUUGGCAUGUUUCCAGAUACUGGUGAAAUGAAAAAGAUCAGUGUUAAGUCUGAUCUAGCAUAUCCAUUACACGUAAACACUGGUGAUAGCACUAUCGAUAAUGACGAUAAUAAUACGAUUAUGUCAAGGCAUGGAAUGACUGCAUGCUUUGAUAACUUCAGUUGGAGUUUAAUGCGUACUGUUUAUUCAUGUCCUUCUUUACAAAGGCCCCUACCCGAUUCAGUAUUUACUUUACGUGCAAGUAUUACCGAUAAUGAUAAUAAUUAUGAUAAAUAUCGUAUGCCUUCCAUAAAUAAAAGGUUGUUUACUGGAAAUAGUUUGGAUCAGUUGCAACAACAAAGUGAAUCUUUUUGUGGUCCGAGAUCACCAACACCUAAUCAUCUGAACCCUUUACUUUUGGAAACUAAUCUUUCUUCUACACACCAAAAGUGUAAAAGUUAUAGUUAUAUUGAGCAGUUAGGAAAAUACACCAAUCAAUAUUAUUUUCAUCGUCAUCAUUCUUACCGUAUGUGUACAUUAUCUGAAUGUGGACAAAGUCAUAUGAUCCACGAUAUUCAGAAGUGUCUGAAUACUAAUAUCAUCAACCAGUUACCUCUUCAUUUAGCGCAUGAAAUCGUCCAAAAAGCAGUGGAUUUAAUUAAUUGCGAAGUGUUGGAUGAUUCAAUGAGAUCAAAUUCGACUACCGAACGGAAUCGGUUCAUCUCAUCAACGUCAUCGACAAAAGCAGGAACAACAGAUUCAAGUCAGUCAUGGACACAAUCUAUGAUUUCUGGAUUCUUAACAUCUUCGAACGUUAACGUUGAUGAUAGCAAUAAUAGCAGAUUAGGUGCUGAUAAAGUAGAUCAAAUUCUUACUGAUCAUCACUCUGCUUCAUCAUUGAUCUCUAGAAGUAGUUAUUGCACUACUGACAACAAUGCUAGUAGUACCCAGUAUUUAGCCGAUCAACUUGUUAUUCAAUCCAUUUUAAAAGCUUUGAAAUACUUGGAAGAACAAAAUACCAGUAAUGAUAGAUUAUGUAAUUCUUCUGUUACAUCAUCUACUAUUCCGCAUCAUAUUUCCACGCCAACUAAAGCAUCCACAAUUGAAUUAAUUUCAAAGAGCAGAGAGUUUUCAGUAUUUAAUAGACACCAACUACCUUAUAUUAGUCAGAGUGGAGAUGUAAAUAAUGGAUCCGAAUGGUGUUCUGCAUCUAGUAAAUUGAGUAGUUACUAUAGAUUCCAAUUUCUCUCGGACGAAAAUGGUCAUAAUAAUGUUGACAAUUUGUAUUCAAAUGGAGAAAUGGAUAAUAGUAAUAAUAAUAAUGCCAUCAUCAUAGGAAAUGAUAAAACUGACGAUAAUGAUGAAGAAGAGGAUGUAAAAACAGAGUGCGAUUUAUCUACAAGCUCAUCAGUCUCUCUCUCCCCUUAUGUCCAUCCAAAAACUAUGUCUUCAUCCAUUGAAUCUGAUCAUCAUGAGUUCAAUCAUUUACGCUUCGAGUCACUUUUCAUUCAUAAUUGUUAUUCAUCACCAAAAUCAAUCAGGUCCAAUGAGCAUGCGAAUAGUUGUAAUAGUAGUAUUAGUUAUAAUAACAGUAAGACAGUUGAUAAACAUAAUUCGGGGUAUUGUUGUGUUAUUGAACAUGAUCAUGAUGCUUCACAGUCACGUUUUGCUGGUGAACGUCUGAAUAUUUCUUCAACAUCUCACCAGUACAGUUGUCACCGACACCGAUCUGGAAGCCAUGAUAAUCAUGCUAUCCUGGACAAUCAACUUACAAACCGUAUAGAUGAAAAACAUGAGAAGCUUGAUAUAAAGAAUGGUCUCAAUGCAACUGGAACUGAAGAUUUGGCUUUAGAUUUUUACACACUACCAUUACUUUGUCCAAAUCCUCAACUACAUGCACCCGAUUUACAAUAUGUCACUCCAGUUGACCCAACAUUAGAAAUAUCUGAGCGUUUGGAACGUGGAUCUUUACCGAUAGGUUUAAAGUUAGAUGCAUUAGCCUGUCAUGGUCAAGAUGGUUGUCGUGUCGUGCAGGUUUUAGGUGGUGGGGCUGUAGCUCGUGAUCAAGUUCUUGUCACAAAUGAUUAUAUAACUAGUUUGAACGGUCUUUCUAUGCGUUAUUUAGACAAUUUAAAAGCAUUUGAAAUCUUACAUUCACUAUCGCAAAAUUCAGCUGUGAUUCACAUAACGUAUUUUCCUGCUUCCGUUAUUGAAUCUCAUCGAAUUAAAUGUUUAUCUAAAACAUUGAAUCAAACGAGUGAAAAUCCUUUACAGAGAAGUUCUUUUCCAUAUUCGUCUAUUGUACAACCUAUAAAUUGGUCACCUCCGGUUGCAAUUGUACUUCAUCGUUUAGAUACUAGUCAACCCUGGGGUUUGGUUGUAUCUGGUUCUGAUAUUUGUUCAAAAUUGAAUUGUUCAGCACCAAUGAAUUUAGAAAAUCCAAGCAUUGUAUCCGAGAUAUUGCCUAAUAGCGUAGGAAAAAAUUGUAAAUUGCUUAGUCGUGGUCUAUUGAUCUUACAAAUUCAAGAUAUCGAUGUCUCCACCAAAGGUCCAAAUUAUGUCAAUGCUUAUCUGCAGUAUCUGUCAGAUCAGCCUGGUCUACGUGAAAUUCACAUAGUUGUGUGCCAUUUUAAUGAUGACUGUACAAAACAUAUUAUUAAUGGUGGUGUUGCUGAGAUGUUUAAUCCAGGCAAUCAAGUUAAUAUUACCAAUUAUACUACUAGUACUACUACUACUACUAAUAAUAAUUUUACUGAUAAAAUGGAGUUAUCCAACUAUUUAAAUAUCUCCACACCUAUCAAUGGUCAACUAAUAUGUGAUCAUAUUGUCCACCCAGGGACAUCUCCAAGUUCCAGUGAUAUGGAAGAUCCUGAACCACUGACUGAUAUGGAGUCUCGUGAUGUGGUAGAUAUUUUAUCUCGAUCAGUACCGUCGCCAGAUCCGAAUAAUUCUUCCGAUUCACAGCAUAAUACAUAUAGGAAAACUACUCUAUGUCCAUUAUCUCAACUUUCAUCGCCUAUUUUAAAAGAUGAGGAUAACGCUGUCAAUACUGAUGUUAUAUUUUCAACGUAUGAAAAAUCCGAUAAAAAAUCAAUACUACAAAAUGGCUGGGUUAGUGACAGUGUUUGUAGUUCUAGUUCUCCAUCAUUUCCUCCACCUCCACUACCUUCUAGACGAUUGUCUACAACAUCUAAAGAACAAGAGGCGACUGGUUAUUUAAAACCUAUGGUAGUUAAUGAUUCAAAUGUAAAUGAAUUAAAUUUCUAUAGUCCUGUGAAAUUGUACACACGUGAUAGUCAAGAUGAGAUACUUGUUAUUCGUCUACCAUUACUAAUUAAUUCUUCAUCAAACUACACCCAUAAUGUUAACGAAGAAACGGAAAAUUUGGGUUUCCAUCUUGUAAGCUGUUCUAAUCCCGAGAGUAUGGCUACAUUUGUUGCAAGCUGUCAAACGGAUUCUAGUGGCGGUCUUGAGUGUGGAGAUGAAAUUAUACAGGUUGAAGACAUCAAUGUCUGUGGGUUAGAUCAUAUUUCCGUUCAACACAUUAUCCAUUCAAAAAUUACCGAAUUAAUGUUGAAUAAGUAUUCAAUCAAUAACUCAAGUAAUAAUUAUUUUAUUGGUAAUGAUAAUAAUGGAAAAGUGAGUGAUUCUGAUCAAUCAGUUAUCAAAUCUUUCAUUACACUAAUCAUAAGACGAAAUCCAAAAAAUUUGUCAUUAAUGUCAUUUUCACGGGAGUGCAAUGAUUCACCAUUGAGUGUAGAUAAUUUGACUGGUAGCACCUGUUCAAAAGCGUUAUCGUCAUCAUCACCUAAUCCAUUACCAACUGGUUCAAAGCCAAUUCCACAUACAUUUCUAAAAGAGAUCAUGGUUGAAUUAAAUGAAGAUUUUUGGAAAUUUCAAUUAUUCGACAUUAUAUUGGAGAGAGGUUCAGACGGUUUCGGUAUUUUCAUCGUUAAUUUGAGUCCAAACAAUGAACCUGGUGUAUUCGUCAGCGAAAUCCGUCCAAACAGCCCAGCACAACUACAAGGAGUUCUUAGACCUCAUGAUCGUAUACUAGCUAUUGAUGGUCAACUUCAAUGUGAUUAUGAAAGUACACUGGAAUUGUUGCAAAAAUCAAGAAAAUCUGUACGCCUAACCAUCGGUAGACAAAUACCUUGUCACAGUGACUCACAACAAAUGCUACAAUUUGGAUAUGUAACUACAACAGGGGAUAAUCCAGAUAAUGAUACAAAGCAUCAUAAAUUAUCCAUUAUACCUGGGAUUCCUGCUACAGUUACUCUGUACAAGACUGACGGAGGUCUCGGAUUCUCGAUUGUCGGUGGAAGUGACACAGUUUUGAGUAACAUUUUGGUUCAUGAAGUACACUCUGGUGGAGCUGCUGCACGUGAUGGUCGGCUUCAAGUUGGUGACCGCUUGUUAGCUGUCAAUGGGAUCGAUCUUCGUGAAGCUACCCAAAAAGAUGCCACAAAGAUUAUACGAACAGCUGAUGACUGUAUCCAAUUGGUUGUGUACAGAGAUCCUGAACCACAAUAUAUAAAUCAAGGUGUAUUCGAAUGUCAUAAUGUUCACUUGAAACGUGACAUGCCUGGACAAAGUUUUGGUCUGUCAUUGAUUGGUCGACCUCAUUAUUCGACUGGAACAGCUAUUGGAGGCAUUAUAGAGAAUAGUCCAGCUGCUCGUUCAAAUCUUUUGGAAGUUGGUGAUAUAAUUUUAGAAAUUAAUGGUUGGGAUAUGCGUUUGGCUAAAUCAGAUGAAGUAGUCAAUUUAUUAAAGAAUGCACAUAGCGACGUGAAAUUAUUGAUUGGACGUUACAAAACUGGGCCAUCAAUGCAUGCCUAUCCUCGAAAUCGAUUAAAUGUCUAUGUGGUUGUACUUGAACGUCGUCAAUUUGGCUUCUGUAAUGAUCGUCCUCAGGCGGGAAAACCUUAUUCCAAUGAUCCUGAUAUUCUUGUUGAUUCUGUCUGUCAAAAAACUGAUGAAAAUGAAUUACACGAUUUAAAAUCAUCAACCAACUGUAUUACCGUAAACAACAAUCAGAAGAUUAGUGAUGAUGACGGUAAUAAUAACAAUGAUGAAAUUGCUUCAGCUGCAUUUGGUUUGCGUAUUCGUUAUGCGAGUUCACAAGAAUUAUGGGACUCACACAUUCGACUAAUCGUAGAUAGUAUUCAACAUGACAGUCCAGCAGAUCGAUUAGGAAUGAUAAUGCCGGGUGAUCGCCUGUUAAGUAUAGAUCGUGAACCGGUAGAUUGGUUGAAUCCAACCGAAGUGGUCCAGCUAUUAGCUAAUCUACUGUAUUGUACAAUUGAAUUAGGUCGUUUACCGUAUUUCAACGCACCAUUAUCUGCUAACAAUAAUGCUAUAUCAGAUAAGUGUUUUAAGCCUUCUCCACCACCGGUCACUUCGUCAUUAUCUCCAUCUCAUCGAAUUCAACAAGAUGAACAUGAUAUGUUCCCACCUUAUCCACCUCCGUCACUAGAACUACCGACAUUAUUUGGUGGUAUUAUGCCAUGUAUUGAAACACCAAGCUUUUUAAGAGAUAUGUGCACUUUACCUGAACUACAAGAUGAAGAUGAUGAAAGUAAGAAUAAUAAAAUUAAAUUUGGACAUCGUGAGAAUGAUAAUCAUUAUCGGUUACCUGAAUCUACUUAUUGUGCAAUUAAUUCAAGCAAUCAACAAGACCAAAUUGAUUCAAUGUUGAAUAUGACACCUUUAAAUGAAGAAGAAAUUGAAAAGGCUUUAGAAUUAGCUGGGAGAGGCAGUGGAGGAUUUUUUGUACGACAGAUUUAUUUACCAGCUGCACCAGUUAAUACUAACAAUAACACCAAUUCUAGUCAUAUAUCAAAUAUUCAUUUAGGUUUACGUUUAGUUAGUGGCCCGGGUGUUAGUGGACCAGUUGUUGUUCGUAUUGAGCCGAAUUCAUGUGCUUCUAGAACCGAUAUUCAAAUUGGUGAUCGUAUUCUGGGUCUAGAUGAUAAACUGUUACUUUCUUUACGUCAAGAUAAUCAUUCUGCUGAUGAUAUACUAUGCACAAUUGAAAAUGAUUGGAUUACACGUUCAAUAAAUUCUCAAUUGACUUACGAACAAAAUCCCUGUUGUUUAACAAUUAUUAGUUAUCAUAGUUUACCACUUGGUAAACAAGAAAAUGAUUCUAAAAUUGAAGAAAAGAAUUCAAAUAAAAACCUAGAAAAUAAUGCACAACUUACUGAAUCUCUAACAAAUUUACAUCUAACCAAUGGUAAUACUUCUAAUUGUCAACAUAGCAUUAGUAGUAUUGAUAUGGGAAAUCCGAAAAAUCACGUGUUAUCUGAUACUACUACACCUUUACCAUUCGAAUCCAAAUCACCCAUGAGUAAAUUCCAACAAAAUGGAGGAGUUGGGCACCAUCAUUCAGAUGAGGAGCUACAUCCAAAUUCACCAUCAUUACAUAAUCACCGCUAUGAAUUGUCUCUUGAACCAAGCGAUGAUGUCAUACAUCGCUUGCCCAAUAAAAAUCUGUUUGUAGAUGAUGCGAUCCACGUGAUAUGUGAAAAUGCUAGUACUACUACCAACAAAAAUAAUGGACAACAUUCAUCAUGUGUUGAAUCGGUAUCAUCACUUUCAACACCGCCACCUGACGAUGAUGGCGUUAUGUGCAAUCGUCCAUUAAUGAAUAUAAAUCGUAAAUUUUCUAUUCAGAAUAAUCAAUAUGCCUAUAAUAACAAUGGGAUUAUGAAUAACAAAGCAUGCCUUUAACACUGUCAAUAACAACAGAAGUAAAUAUACAAUGAUAUAUCUAUUUAAACAAACAGGUUCAUAUAAAUAUAAAUUAAAUGAUAACAAUGAUUUAUGUUUGAUUUUCUCAUUCUCUUCUAUUUCUUAUGUAAUAUUUUAUUCUAAACAUUUGGUUUGUUCAUUUCAAAUUGUUAAUAUCCUGAUUUAUUUUUUUUGAUUAAGAUUUGUGUUAAGAAUAAUUCUGUUAUUACCUCUCUCUCUCUCUCUUUCUGCGUAAUUUUUUUCUGAAUAAGAAAAAAAUCAUCAAUUAUUAUUUUGUAAAAUGAAAAAUAUUCCCUUUUAUCAUCAAUUAUCCUCUAUUAAAAAAUCACACAGAUAAUUCAGUCAAUUAGUAGUAAUUGUCGUUGGUGCAGUUGGGACUAGGAAUUUCAAAACAAUUUAUUCACUCUGUAAUUCGAUUAAGAAGUGCAAGUUGUUCGGUUCUGAAAAAUAUUAACAUUAUUAGCUUCAUUCAUUUUUUUCAACUACACUUUGUGUCUAUCAUAAUUAAAAGGAUUUCAAUGUUGCAUAUUUCCCUUUUUUCGAAUAUGAAAUUCUUUACCUAAUUUGAUUAUUUUUACGAAUCCGGAAAGUAAUUUCUUACAUGAAAUCAAUAUAUAAUUGUGAAUAUAUGGAUAUUUUUGAUUCAUAUAACUUAUUUCGGUAUAUAUAAACAAAUAAAAUGAGCACUGUCAUCAAAUACAGUUAUUGUGCAACCUUUC
Molecule: messenger RNA, 9364 nt
Organism: Schistosoma margrebowiei
Lineage: Eukaryota; Metazoa; Platyhelminthes; Trematoda; Strigeidida; Schistosomatidae
Source: the annotation of a GenBank genome assembly